UUCAUAACCUCUGACAUUUCUGUAUAAAACAAGCGCUCCGACCUUCCUCAUAUAAACAACAUUAGCCGGGGCAUAAGUAAUUGUGAUGUAUGUGACCCUGACGAUUUUUUAAACAGCCCUUAAACAUGAAGAGGCUUUUCCUCGUGGAGCCGGUGGUGGCCCUGUAUGCUUUUGCCACUUUCCUCUACUAUCCGCUUGUGCAACAGUAUGCAUACAGGAGAAUCUGGCUGCAGGUGACAAACACCACUUACCUGAGCUCUGACAACACUUCCAGAUGUGUGGCAAACAGCAACAGCAGCAACCAGUCUCACUAUAAUGAGGAGGUACAGAGGCAGACAUCUCUCUUCUCCGUUUACACAAACAUCCUAUCCACAGUCCCAUCUUUGGUGGUCACUCUCAUACUGGUGACCUACAGCGAUCAAGGAGGACGCAAGAUAGCCAUCAUCAUGCCUAUGAUUGGCACAUUGAUCUACACAUUGUCUUUGCUGACUGUGUCCUACUUUGAACUCAGCAUUUACUUGCUCUUUGGCUCCUCAAUUCUUAGUGCUCUGUGUGGUGGUAUGGGCACAUUUCUGGGUGGCUGUUUUGCCUACAUAGCAGACUUGUGCGAGGAUGAUCGUCAGAAGACAUAUCGCAUGGCUGGAUUGGAAAUGAUGAUUGGCCUGUUGUCUGGACUGGCUGCAUUAUCGUCAGGCUACUUUCUGAGAACUGUGGGAUUCAACUGGCCUUUCCUAACCUCUUCACUGAUGCUCGUUUUGAUCCUGCUCUAUGCCAUCUUUGUCCUUGAGGAGACUGUGAAGAAGGCUCCAACUAGUGCCGUUACUUUAGAUGGAUCUCCUUGGUAUUUAGGCAUGAAGCAGAUGCUCCGUGGGGUUUGCCAGAUGCUUGCAGGGGCCAGCUGCAGGUGGAAAACUGUUCUGGCCCUUCUCAUUAUUAUCUUCACUUGCGUUUCCUUUGCAUAUGUAGGAGGGAUGUCCGUGAUAACACUGUACGAGCUCAGUGAGCCGCUGUGCUGGACUGAGAUUUUGAUUGGCUACGGCUCAGCACUGACCACCACUGUGUUCCUGACCAGCUUUGCAGGAGUGUCCUUGUUUACAUACUGUGGUGUGCCCCAGCUGCUCAUUGUCCUGUUGGGGAUCCUGUCUGUUGUAUCAGCCAUGCUCACUGCGGCAUUUGCUAAAACAACCUUGUUGAUGUUUAUAGUGAGGAUACCAAUGCUACUGUCUAUCAUGCCUUUCCCUGUACUGCGCUCCAUGAUGUCAAAGAUUGUCCCAAAGUCUGAGCAGGGAGCCCUGUUUGCCUGUCUUUCCUUUAUGGAAAGUUUGUCCAAUAAUGUAUCGUCCAUAGUGUUCUACAGUAUUUAUGCUGCUACGGUAGCGUGGUGCCCAGCCUUCGUCUUUCUGUUAUCUGCAGGACUCUGUGUGAUUCCUUUGACUGCCUUGGGCAUGGUGAGCGUGAUAGGAGUGGAUGUUGCCACAGAGGUCCAAAGGCCAAAGCGUUUCAAUUCAGAGGAGGAGAAUCCUGUCCAAGAUCAGAGUGACCACAGCCCUCUUCUUACCUGAGACGCCAGGACUACCAAACACUAACAGCACCUUGCUUGUUAAGAUUUGUUUUGUUUUUUGUGUGUGUGUGUGUGUGUGUGUGAUUUAUUUUAUGUGGUGUUUAAUAUAGGUUACAUUUUCUUCCUUUGUUGCUGUGCUUAUUGGAGUUAUGGAUAAACAGAUUUCUCUACCUCUCAGGUUUAACAACUCCAGUUAAAAUUGAUAGAAAUCUCGAAGGUCUGAAGGUAGAAGUCUGACCAUGACAAUGACAUUUUCAAAAACAUUUUGAAUGGAUACAUUUUAAAUGUAUAUUAUUUC
Pundamilia nyererei is the source of this 1859-nucleotide messenger RNA. Its product is annotated as solute carrier family 46 member 3-like. Bases 126 to 1562 code for a protein of 478 amino acids. NCBI's taxonomy places the organism in Eukaryota, Metazoa, Chordata, Actinopteri, Cichliformes, Cichlidae. Gene Ontology annotation, molecular function: transmembrane transporter activity. The transcript has 6 exons. The record is from RefSeq and is a predicted model, not a curated record. Gene Ontology annotation, cellular component: lysosomal membrane. Gene Ontology annotation, biological process: vacuolar transmembrane transport.